Messenger RNA from Pungitius pungitius (ninespine stickleback), 2227 nucleotides. Its product is annotated as 14-3-3 protein zeta/delta-like. The transcript is spliced from 6 exons. The record is from RefSeq and is a predicted model, not a curated record. The coding region runs from base 173 to 949 and encodes 258 amino acids. Gene Ontology annotation, cellular component: cytoplasm. Gene Ontology annotation, biological process: intracellular protein localization; signal transduction. Lineage: Eukaryota; Metazoa; Chordata; Actinopteri; Perciformes; Gasterosteidae.
GAGCGCGCGCACGCGUGACGUGAAACUGGGUGGCCGACAUUCCUCUGAAGGGUGCAGGUGUCUGCUUGUUGGCAAAUCUGAGUCACUCGUUUUUUAGAUUUAUUUUUGGGGGGGGAAACGCUGAUCCUCGUCAGUUUCUGCGUUUGAUCGAACAGCCGCCCACACAGGAGCCAUGGCAGACAAGGAGGAGCAGAUACAGAAGGCCCGACUGGCCGAGCAGGCCGAGCGCUAUGAUGACAUGGCUGCGGCCAUGAAGGCCGUCACUGAGGGGGAAGCGGUUCUUUCCAACGAGGAGCGCAACCUGCUCUCUGUUGCCUACAAGAAUGUGGUGGGGGCUAGGAGGUCCUCAUGGAGGGUUGUGUCCAGCAUGCAGCUUAAGUCUGAAGACAGCGGGAAGACCGCACUGGCCAAGGCGUACAAAGAGAAGAUUGAGUCCGAGCUGAGGGACAUCUGCAAAGAAGUACUGGAGCUGCUCGACAAACAUCUAAUCCCCAAAGCUGAGCCUGCUGACAGCAAAGUAUUCUACCUGAAGAUGAAGGGAGACUACUUCCGCUACCUGGCUGAGGUUGCUUCUGACAGCGAUAAGCAAGAAAUCAUCAACAACUCACAACAAGCAUACCAGGAUGCCCUGGAAAUCAGCGCCAAAGAAAUGCCACCCACGCAUCCAAUCCGCCUAGGCCUCGCUCUAAACUUCUCUGUCUUCUACUACGAGAUUGUCAACUCGCCGGAAAAAGCUUGUCACCUGGCCAAGACGGCCUUUGAUGAGGCCAUUUCCAUGCUGGACACCCUCAACCAUGAGUCGUACAAAGACAGCACCUUGAUCAUGCAACUGCUCCGUGACAAUCUGACACUGUGGAUGUCAGACGCCCAGGGUGAGGGAGAAGAGACGGAGCAGGAGCCAGAACCAGAACCACAACCGGAGCAGGAGCCGCCAGCUGAAGAGAAAUGAACUUCGGGGAAAAAACAAAACAAACACACAUUUUUUACCUCUCACCAGCCUAAGUUGUGUGUGUGGUUGUGUGCACAGAUAUGUAUGUUUACACUCUACUCACAAUGUGUAAAGUACAGUAUGUGUGUGCGUGCAGAUUCAAGUGUGUUUAAUUGUAUGAGCACCUCCACAGAAAAGAAUGGAAUACAUCUGUUUUGUUUCUGUUUGUCAACCGGUGGAUUUUUUUUUUUUCUUGUCCAUGGUUUAGUGCAGAUGAAAUCCCUCCUUUUUUUUAGAGCCAAACCAGCCCCAUGUUCUUUAACCUUAUUCACUGUAGCAAACUGAACUCAAACAAAACAACCUCUAACUUUGAUAAUUUAUACGUUUUUACUUGAGGUCAACAAAAUUCCUCAAAGCACAUAAACUGAGAAAAAUUAAAUAAAAACUUCAUCACAAUGGCAAUGAUAGUACGGAUGGCAGAAUUUACCUUGGUAAAGAUCUAUUACACAUUGCUUGUAGCCAUCCCUCACGUCAAUGUCCAGUGUAGCAGGUAGUGUUUUUAUGGAUGGUACAUGUGUCACGGCUCAGUGGGUUCUGUGUGCGUUUGGGUGAAGGACAGUUUCUUCUUGUUUUGUUUUCUUCCUUUGUAUGAAUGGUCACUUGUGGAAACUUGGCUUGAUGGUUUGAGAGGAUUACAUUCCAUUUAACUGACAUCUUUUCACUCUAAGUGAACUUUGACUAUAAUUUCCUGCAAUUUUCCACAACACAUGACAAGGUAUGGACAGCCUAAGAUGAAGUGAACUAUCUGAUAAAUGGCUCAAUACUGUAACUUUUGAUAUUUGAUCUUUUCAGCAGUGCAGCGCAUACUUUUGCCAUGUGCAUUUGUGGCUUUCUACUCUUUUUUCUAUUCAGGUGUUUUUGUAUUUUCAUUUUGUGUAUUUUAUUCCCCUUUGACUCCUGGAAUGUAUGUGGUUCUCAUUAGUAUGGUAUGAGGGUUAGUCGUGCUUUGAAACUGGCAGGUUUUGCUUAGGAUUUUAGCUUGAACUGUUUAGUUUACAGUAACAUUUAUCUUUCUUGAAAGUACAUUGUGAAAAGAAACUAAAACAUGCUAAAUAUAAACUGAUUAUCAAAGUAACUUGGUUGAGAGCUGUGUUAUGACCAUUUAGUCCCAGAGUAGUGCCAGUUUCUUCUAACUACAGUAUCUUGAUUUUAAAAGAUGGGAUGCAGGAAUCAGAACACUUGAGUACGUUAUUUGGUUAUGUGCUUUUCAUGUAAGUGGAAUUAAAACAUUAAAAUCAA